Molecule: messenger RNA, 1367 nt
Organism: Carica papaya (papaya)
Lineage: Eukaryota; Viridiplantae; Streptophyta; Magnoliopsida; Brassicales; Caricaceae
Source: RefSeq, a predicted model, not a curated record
GUUCUUGUGGGAUAUAAGAAAACCUUGUACACCUCCAAGCAAGGAAGUUAUGGGAUAGAAACACAUCAAAGUCUGGCAGUUCUGAGAAGCGAGGAAGCUUAAAUUCAGAGCUUCCUUGCAUUACUGAAGAAAAUGAGAAUGCAGAUGAGGCAGCCGACACGUUACCAGAAGAUUUUUGCUUAGAACCGAUGAUUGGCUCUACUAAUAGGAAACCUCUCUCCUACAUUGAGGAAAACUUGAACCAACCUGCAUCAAUUUAUGAGGCUGAGAUACCUAUUGAGAGACCUAGUCUAGAUUCUAUAAAUAUGGAACUUAGCUGUAAUAAGAUCAAACCAAAGCUUCGAAAUCAGAAUAGAAGCAAAAGAAGAAAUACCAAUAAAGGGAAGGAGAAUAAUCGGAGUAUAUUGCUUGGAGCAAGCGGUGCUCAUAAAGCCAUUGAAUCACUUAAUAAUAAGUUGAGUAAGCCAAAGCUAUCUUCAAAAACAAGUUUGAGAAAACAAGGCCUGAGCUUAUCAGAGAGGGAGUCGAAGUGCAAUAACAUUGUCUCCAAUAUCACUUCAUUUGUUCCACUUGUGCAGCAAAAAAAGGCCCCUGCUGUCACCACAGGGAAAAGGGAUGUUAAGGUGAAAGCCCUGGAAACUGCUGAGGCUGCAAAGCGGCUUGCUGAGAAGAAAGAGAAGGAACGUAAGAUGAAAAAGGAAGCCUUGAAGCUGGAGCGUGAAAGGCAAGAGCAAGAAAAGUUGAAACAAUUGGAGAUGCAAAAGAAAAAGGAUGAGGAAAUACGGAAGAAAAAGGAAGGUGAAAUGGCAGAGAGGAAGAGACAGAGAGAGGAAGAAGAAAUUAAGGAGAAAGAAAGAAAAAGGAAGCGUCUUGAGGAAGCACAGAAGCAGCAACGAGAAUACAAGGAAAAGAAACAGCAACAAGAACGUAAGGAGAAGUUAUGUGUUGAUACAGAAGAGAAAGAACUGAAAUACAAAGAGAGAGAUGGAAAAACAUGUGGGAGGAAGGAAUCUAAAGAUGAUGAGCGGAAGCUUGAGAAAAUUGAACAAGAAACAAAAGAUGACAAUCUCUCGGAAAUGGCUGAGAUGGGGACAAAGACUACAGGGGUUUCAACAAGUGAUGCUGGAAAAAUAAACACUGUUAUUGAACACAGUGAGGAUUUAAGUUAUUGGGGUGAUAGUUCUAAGGUAGAAGUUUUAAUAGAUAUUCUAUUUAAUUUUAAAUUCAGAGCUCGUAAGAACUUUGCGGGAAGGUGGUCAUUCUUUUCCCGGAAUGUUAUGCGGUUCAAGUGCCUUGAUCCAUCUAAGUUUAAGCUGGAAUUAGAUGCUUUUCUAACCAUCCAUAACCUCUGUUUCUUGUGGGAUUAA